AUGACGCCGCCUGACUUGAGAUUUCGAGAUCAUUGGCGUGGAGCUUCCCGAUUUCGACCCAUGGACCAUAUGGGCCGUUCGACAGUGAGGUACGAAUUUUCCUAUGGAAAAGAUAACGUCAUCAGCGAAGAAAAUCACUACAGUACCACCACUACAUCCGGGCAUGCGGUACAUGAAACAGGCUCAAUGGCGUCAUCACCAGUUACAUCCAUAUCGGAUGAACAUACGGGAGAUGCAUGGAGAGACUCACCACUGAGAAGGGAUCCUCGAGAAGACAUGUCACCAAUGAGCGAUAAUAGCACAGCACUUAGCAGCAACAUUCGAUCUGUGGAUUCCGCUAAACCGAACAAGCCAAAAACAGUGGAGAUCAAAGUGCAACGGACAGAAAAAGUGGAAAGACGAGAAAAAUUUGAUCAUAAUAAGGAUUGGCUGAACAAUAAUGAUACAUAUGCAAUGCCAAGAAUGCAGCCAUCUUUUGGUUCACGAUCAUCACUGUCUACUUCGCAAGCUCGUGGUGAAUCUAGUGAUAUCGAUUUUAGCUGGAUCAGAGAGGAAGAAAAGAAACUAAAGAAUGAGAAAGAAUACACAAAGCCUCUGCCCGAAUGUUAUUUCGGCAUGGAUCCUCCGAAAUUAGAGGACAAUGGCAAUGUUAGACAACGUGAAGAAAAGGAGAAUCUACGCCGUAGUAACGUUCGCAGUACUACCGCAGCACUGGAGCACGAGUUAGCAAAGGAGAAAAGAGAGGUCAUGAAAUCCCGAUCCUCUACACAUCUAGAAGAUCGUCGGCAAGAAAUUUCGCCACGGCGAGAUAUGGGACCAAUGGCUAGAAGAUUACAUAGAAUGCAGAGAGAGGCUGAAGUAGCCAAUCGAGACUAUGGCGACCAUGACGAUAACAGGCAGCGAUGGAGAAGUAGUAUGGCAUUUUGA
Molecule: messenger RNA, 927 nt
Organism: Cylicocyclus nassatus
Lineage: Eukaryota; Metazoa; Nematoda; Chromadorea; Rhabditida; Strongylidae
Source: the annotation of a GenBank genome assembly